This is a messenger RNA of Gracilinanus agilis (Agile Gracile Mouse Opossum), 3265 nucleotides long. RefSeq names its product kelch repeat and BTB domain containing 11 (gene KBTBD11). The coding region runs from base 1076 to 3265 and encodes 729 amino acids. Lineage: Eukaryota; Metazoa; Chordata; Mammalia; Didelphimorphia; Didelphidae. The transcript is spliced from 2 exons. The record is from RefSeq and is a predicted model, not a curated record. Gene Ontology annotation, molecular function: protein binding.
UCUACAUAGUGCAACUCUUAUGUGAGCUGGGCAUGCUCAGAAGCAGGGGGCUGGUUUGGGUCCGAACUCGGAGCGAAGGUUCUUCAGCUCGGGGCUAGAGCGGGAGUGCCCCGGGAGCCUUGGAGUGCCUUAGAGGAGAAGAUCCCACUUUACUCAUGUAGGCGUGGCCCACGCUUCUCUUGAGACCGAGAGGGACAAGAAGUACGUGGAUGAGACCCAGGGAAACACCUGAUGCUCCAACAAAGGAAGAGAAAAGAUUUUGAUUACAUACAAAUACAUGCAAUAAUUGUUUUUGGAGAGGCACAAAAGAAAUGAAUCCCGGACUUUCAUUUCUCUAUAUUAGAACCCAGGUGACAAUCCGGAUGAAAAAACAAAACAACAGAUAAGUCAGGACCCUAAUUUCUACUGGUUGACAUUUCAUAAACAUUAAUCUCAAAAUGAAUGGCAUUCAGUGAAAGUUCAUAACUAUCUCCAAUGAGCAGAGGCUGAGAUCCUGAACAAGUUCCCUUCUACUCUGCUUAAGUAUUUUGGACAUGCAUGUAUCAAAGAUGGCAUGGAAGGAAAGGCAAAUGAAAUGAAAAGUGAUAAAGUGGGUAAACAAUGACUCACCAAAAGAAAAUGCAUGUCCUGGCUUGAUAACCCCACCUUAACUCACUUCUGCAGAAAAAGAACUAAAAAAAACAAAAAAACAAAAAACCUAACCCCACCAAAACUGGUUGUAGCUUCAGAGCUUUCCUGUACAUUAAUUAAAGCAAUACCACCCAGGGGUCAGGGGCCUGAUCCUCAGUAAAUAAAGAGUAAUAUAAUGAAGAAAUUAUUGAGGUUCAAAAGUUCAGCAGUGUGUGCAUCUAGAGUUUGACACACCCAGGACUGGUGAAAAGAUUCAAGAGGAAGAACUACCAGUAUGUGAAAAUCUCAGUGUGGAAACUGAAAUUUGACCUUGUGCCAGAAAAGAAGGUGAAGCAAGACACACCAAAGUAACUAUCAACCUUGAACAACAGCAAAAGCCAGAGUGAUUCUAUUGCUGCCAAGUUGUAAGUGUGGGGUGGGACAGCAGCUGAGAGAGAAACUGACCAUGGAGAACUCCGUGGCUUCUUGUGUCCUCUACUCUGGGGAAGGCCAAGUAAAUGGGUCAAAGCCUGGGGCCACCUUUAACAAAGGAUUAAGUGAGGAGAAAGGGGACCAAGGAUCUGCCCUCCGGACACCUGGGGAGAGGGACUUGCAGCACCUAGACAAGGAUGAAGAGUUCUCAGGGACUCAAACCAAUGGGGCGGAAGCAGCUGGACUUCCAAUACACAAGCCCUGCAGUCUCGGCUCCUCCUUGUGUUUUAGCUCCACGAACAAUUCUCCACUGCAACCUUGUGCAACUGCGGCUUCCGCGGCAGAGGGUGCUGAAGUCUCUCCCCCCGCCUCUACUUGCAGAGGAAAUCGGGUAGUGAAGAACCAGUGGGAAAUCAACAGUUCUAAUGCCACGUCCGAAGAGUCGGGACAGGAGGAGGAGGCUGCUAAGGCAGACCGGGGGAGCACUACGCCACUGCCUGUCACUUAUUGUAUCCCAGCUGGAGCACAGCCCAGGAAGGAACCAUUGCAUCCUAGGGACCCAAAGAGCAGCAUUGGGGAGGGUGGAGGCAGUGGCGGUGGCAGCAGCAGCAGCAUUGGCCAGAGCAAUGCUCCAGCGGGGGGCGCUUUAAGGGAAGAACCGGACCUGGUGAUUGAAGUGGCUGGACACCGCAUCCAGGCGCACAAGUCAGUACUGGCUGCCAAGAGCGACUACUUCAGAGCGCGCUCAUCUAGGGAGAUCCUGCGGGUGAAGGGGGUAAGCUACUCGGCACUGCGGCUUCUAGUGGAUUACCUCUACACCGGACACAUGGGGGAAGUGAAGCAGGACAAUGUGGCAGAGGUGAUCGCUGGGGCUCGCUUCCUCCAAAUGCCCUGUGCCCUGCAGUGCGCCACUGACGCCAUGCGGGCACAGCUAACCCUCGGUAACUGCUACCAGGUACUGAGCCUGGCCAAGCAACAGAGGCUCAGCGAGCUCCGGGAGGCUGCCUAUCGCUUCAUGAGCGAUCACUACCUCCAAGUGCUGCGGGAGCCCUCUGUUUAUGGUCGCCUGACUGGCUCUGAGCGGGACCUCAUCCUCCAGCGCAGGAUGGAGGCGGGUCGCAGCUGCCUCCUGGUGGCGGAGAUCAAUGACGUUUUUGAGCGGGUGGGCAGCCGACCCCAGAGCCGGGAGAGCAGCAGGCCCCAGAGUCCAUCUGCCUCUGUCUUGUCUCCUGGGGAACAGCCACCCACACCACCACCAGCCCCAGCCCUUGCAUCUUCUGAGGAGGAGGGUAGUCACAGCGAUUCGGUCAUCUACUACUACCAGGAGGCAGAUAAGGAGUGGAAGGUCCUGACUCGGCUACCUGAGGGGGCUAAUGCCAAAGGCUGUGCCAUGUGUGUUCUCUACAACUACCUCUUCCUGGCGGGGGGCAUCUUGCAAGGGGGACCCGAGGGGCGGGCGCGUCUGUCAGACAAAGUCUUCUGUUACAAUCCAGUGACUGACACUUGGACCACGGUUCGGUCCCUAAGCCAGCCCCGUUCCCAGCUAAAGUUGCUGGCCCUGGACGGCUACCUCUACGCAGUGGGUGGCGAAUGCCUAUUUAGUGUGGAGCGCUAUGACCCCCGAACUGACCGCUGGAGUACUGUAGCGCCACUGCCCAAGGGCGGCUUCGCUGUGGCCCAUGAAGCUACCACGUGCAACGGAGAAAUUUACGUCUCUGGCGGCUCCCUUUUCUACCGCCUGCUCAAGUACGACCCCCGACGGGACGAGUGGCAGGAGUGCCCAUGUAGCAGCAGUCGCAAGCGCUCUGCAGAUAUGGUGGCCCUCAAAGGCUUUAUCUAUCGCUUUGACCUGUGUGGGGCAAGAGGGGAGCCAGUGGCUGGAACUUCAGCUUCUAGUGGGAGCGGAGGGGUCAAUGUGUUCCGUUAUCACUGCCUAGCCAAGCGAUGGAGUCAAUGCGCUUCAAACCUGCGGCCACCUGGUGAGCCGUCUGGCCUACAGCCUUUCCGCUGUGCUGCUCUGGAUGGAACUAUCUACUGCGUGAAUAGGUCUGGGGCCUGGCGUUUCAGCCUCUCCGAAGAAGGGGAACCUGGCGAAGAUGGAGGCCAGAAGGGGGUCUUCGAACAAGAGCAGCUCAAACCCCCCUUUGAUGCUCGAGGGGUCCUUUUCCCCUUUGUGCUCACUCUGCCAGAGAGGCAAGACAAAGGGGAGGCUGGGGCACUGUAA